AUGCCCAUCACGUUCCAAGUCACAGAUACUCCAGCCUCUGAGAUUUCCAACCUCACUGCAUUCAGUUUACGACAAAUUUUGCCGAAAAAACAAACAUCCAGUUAUGAACUAGUUACGAGCAGUAUUCCUAAUGUGGACCCAUCAGAUCUCCAAAGUUCCGAUACGGACCUUGUCUAUGUCGGAAGUAAUGCUUUUGUUUUGAGUGCUUUGAAAUGUUAUUCGUUGCAUCAUCACUUAGUCAUACGGCCUGAUGAUGUAUGGAUCAGCAUUGGCACUCAAUUUGCAAAUUACGUAAAUGGACAUGCUGAAGAGCUUCGAGAAAAAUUUGUUUCGUUUGAGGGAAAGAAACAAUUAACUGUCAAUGGAGGUGGUAACAUUAAAAGUGCAGACUAUGAGGGUUUGUGCCAAGAGAUGACCACUCAAAUAUCCAAAAAUAUCAAAGAUCCCUCUAUUCGAGAUUGGAUUAUGAAUGAUUUCUCCACAACUACUCCUCUUGAUCGAAUGGUUAGUUCAAUUGUGCUAAUGUCCACAACCAAGAGUUAUUUUGAUUAUAGAUUCAAUCUCUGUUGUAAUUUACCAAGUGUGACGUUGUUAGGUGAGGUUGAGGAUUGGGUGAAAAUUCGUGAAAGAGCCAACACAUUGCUUGAGUUUAAUGUUGAUGGGUGCAUGUACAUGUGGACACAAAAACUAUUUCCAGUUUUGGAUAAACUUGUAGAGACUUCUAAGGGAAAUGUGGAUUGUGCUUGGUGGAAUCGAAUUGUUAACCGAAUUGGAGGAGGAAGUGGACCUCGUUGCCUAAGCGGUUGGAUCACUGUUUUCAAUGUGUUCUCAGAAAAGGGCAAAUGGUUGGGGAAUGACGAAUCAGAUGAUUGGUUUGUAAUUGACGAAAACGAUGUCACUCGAGGUUACGUGAAUGUUCCUGUCACCAUCGAUGACAAUGGAAUUGAGAAACAGGCUGAAUUAUUUGCAGGACAUUUCUGUUGUCGGAAAGGCAAGGAUAACAAAUCACUGCAACCAAGGGCUGAUUGGGCUUUAUUUGAGUUGAAAUGA
Messenger RNA from Naegleria fowleri, 1050 nucleotides. RefSeq lists its product as uncharacterized. Lineage: Eukaryota; Heterolobosea; Eutetramitea; Acrasida; Naegleriidae. Bases 1 to 1050 code for a protein of 349 amino acids. The record is from RefSeq and is a predicted model, not a curated record. The transcript has a single exon.